Emericellopsis cladophorae is the source of this 1698-nucleotide messenger RNA. RefSeq lists its product as uncharacterized. The transcript has a single exon. Gene Ontology annotation, molecular function: beta-glucosidase activity. The record is from RefSeq and is a predicted model, not a curated record. Gene Ontology annotation, biological process: glucan catabolic process. Gene Ontology annotation, cellular component: cell surface; extracellular region. Bases 1 to 1698 code for a protein of 565 amino acids. Lineage: Eukaryota; Fungi; Ascomycota; Sordariomycetes; Hypocreales; Bionectriaceae.
AUGAAAUAUCAGCUCAGUCUCGCAGGGCUGCUCGCCCUUGCCCAAACCACGGUUGCCCAGUGCAGCGGCACCUUUGAGGACAUGACAGCUGAGGACUUUAUGGCGGCUUCAAACCCAGCGUGGAACCUAGGGAAUACUCUCGACGCCAUCCCCGACGAAGGCUCCUGGAAUAACCCCCCUGUCGUCGCCGCGACCUUUGACGCCGUCAAGGCAGCCGGUUUCAAGAGCGUGCGCAUCCCCGUCACGUACACGCACCACUUUGUGAGCGAGGCGCCUGAUUACGAGGUUGAUCCGCAAUGGCUGCAGCGCGUGUCAGAUGUGAUUGACUUUGCAUUGGAGCGGGACCUUCUUGUUGUCACAAACGUCCACCACGACAGCUGGGAGUGGGCGGAUGUGAGUAUGCCAAAUGCGGACGUCGAGGCAAUCCAAGCCAAGUUCCGGGCAUUGUGGGUGCAGAUCGGCGAGAAGCUCGCUUGCAAGCCAUCAUCUGUGGCCUUUGAGAGCAUCAAUGAGCCGCCGGCUCAGACCGCCGAGGAUGGUGCCCACGUCAACGAGUUCAACACCAUCUUCCUUGACGCUCUCUCGGAGACGGGCGACUGGAAUACCCGUCGUGUGGUCACCUUUGCCGGCGGCAACAAUGACGCUACAAAGACCUCGCAGUGGUUUGAGCCUCCUGCCGAGGUACCCAACCCCUGGGCUCUUCAGAUUCACUACUACAGCCCGUACGACUUUGUCUUUUCUGCUUGGGGCAGGACUACCUGGGGGAGCACGGAAGACAGGGCUGCCGUGGACCGUGAAUUGGACCUUGUCAGGGGAAACUUUACAGACGUACCCAUCUACGUCGGUGAGUUUGACGCUACGCCUCGCAGCACAGAGUCCGCCGCGCGUUGGAAGUGGUUCGACCAUUUUGUGUCUGCUGCUACGGACAUUGACGCCACCGUUGCCAUCUGGGACAAUGGUCUGGACCAUCUCGACCGCGAGACUGGCAAUUUCCGUGAUGAGACUGUCGUCGACAUCAUCCGCAACGCCGCCAAUGGUGUGACCAACUCUCUGCCCGACAGCACUGUCGAUGCCUCGGCCGCUGAACAGUGGACAUCUGCCUACAUUUUCAACCAAGUUGGCGCCGCCAUCACCGAGAAGAAGCUGCCUUACCUCUUGAAAGGCAACAAUGUCGAGAGCAUCACCACGUCCGAGGGAAACAAGCUCUCUCGGGGCACAGACUUUACUGUCGGCUGCUCGUAUAUCACCUUUUCCCCGGACUUUAUCAGCACAUAUAUCACCGCUGACUCUGAGCCUGGUGUGUACGAGACCCUCACGAUCGAGUUCUCGGCCGGCGCCAGCACGACUGUCACCAUCGUCCAGUGGGAUGUGCCCAUGCUCGAGUCUACCGAGGGAACCGCUGUCACCGGUCAAGAUCUCGUCAUACCCAUUGAGUGGGCAGGCUUGGAACGUCUUGCCACGGUCAAGUUACUGGCCGAGGAUGGAACGUAUCUUGUGGAUGACUGGACACAGUACCUUGGUCCCCUGCAGCAGGCCAGGGGCACGUGGGAAGGACAGUGGAGUUUCGAGAGUGACAAUGUGAUUAUUCGAGCGGCCAUCAUUGACAAGGUAGUCAGUCUGGGACAGCCUGCCACUUUUACUUUUGAGUUCUACCCGCGCGUAGAGGACAAUGUCGUGGAGUAUGUCCUCACACCUUGA